Amaranthus tricolor (Joseph's coat) is the source of this 1733-nucleotide messenger RNA. Its product is annotated as heterodimeric geranylgeranyl pyrophosphate synthase small subunit, chloroplastic-like. Gene Ontology annotation, biological process: isoprenoid biosynthetic process. The coding region runs from base 323 to 1366 and encodes 347 amino acids. The record is from RefSeq and is a predicted model, not a curated record. Lineage: Eukaryota; Viridiplantae; Streptophyta; Magnoliopsida; Caryophyllales; Amaranthaceae. Gene Ontology annotation, molecular function: prenyltransferase activity. The transcript is spliced from 2 exons.
GAAUAAAUCAUAGAAUUUCGACUAUUUUCUAAACUAAAAUUCCAACCAUUAAAUUGGUUGGAACACAUAUUUGACCUGAACGCUAGAUAUUAAUACAAUAAUGGAUGCAUUCGCAAAAUAAAACAUUAAGUUUGUAAUUCGAAUAGAUUAGAUAUUUUAAAAUAAAAUGUGUUUAAAGUCAAAAUUUUCAAAUGAUACAAAUUGAGACUUUUAAUUUUAUUUUUUUAAUGUCUCUUUGAAACAAGACAGUUUCUCACUCAGUCUUAACUCUUAAGCACUUGCAAAGUUGCGAGUCUAAAAUUCCCAUCAUUUGGCAUAGAAAAUGGUUUUGCUGUCCUUGACGUCGUCGUUUCAUACUCUCAACAUCCUAAACCUCCACCACACCUCACCUUAUCGUCAAUCAAACAACCGCCUCACAAGGGUAAUAAUCAGAUGCUCCUCGCCCUCAUCAUUCGCCAUGACAACAACCCCAUCAUCCACCGUUGAUCAUCAAUUUGAUCUGCGCACAUAUUGGACGGCCUUGAUUGAAGAAAUUAAUCAGAAACUUGAUGAAUCAAUCCCGGUUUCUUAUCCUGAAGUAAUUUAUGAAGCUAUGCGAUACACUGCCCUUGAUAAAGCCGCUAAGCGUGCCCCACCUGUUAUGUGUAUCACCGCCUGUGAGCUUUUUGGUGGUCACCGCUCCGCUGCCUUUCCUACUGCCUGUGCCCUUGAAAUGGUACAUGCUGCUUCUUUGAUUCAUGAUGACCUACCGUGCAUGGACAAUGAUCAAGUAAGACGAGGCCAUGCAGCUAACCACGUCAUAUAUGGUGAAGACAUGGCGAUUCUUGCAGGAGAUGCACUUUUCCCUCUUGGCUUCAGUCACAUCGUCACACAUACCCCACGUGAACUGGUCCCUGAGACACGAAUCCUGCAGGUCAUUGCAGAGAUUGCUCGAACUGUAGGGUCCACAGGUAUGGCUGCAGGUGAAUAUUUGGCACUUGAAGGUGGCCCAGAGGUUCUGGACUUCAUUCAAGAAAAGAAGUUUGGGGAACUUGCCGAGUGCUCAGCUGUCUGUGGAGGAAUAUUGGCUGGUGCCAACGAUGAUGAGAUCCAACGACUUAGAAGAUAUGGUAAAUCUGUUGGUAUCUUAUAUCAGGUGGUGGACGAUAUUUUAAAAGAGAAACAAAAGACCGAAGGAGAGGCGAAAAGGAGGAAGAAGAGCUAUGUGAGUGUUUAUGGGCUGGAGAAGGCGAAAGAAGUAGCAGAAAAUCUACGAGCGCAAGCAAGGAAGGAGUUGGACGGUUUCGAAAAAUACGGUGAAAAGGUACUCCCACUCUACAGCUUUGUGGAUUAUGCAGCAGACAGAGGCUUUAGUGUUGGUGGGUGAAAUUUGAUGAUGUAAAGGCUUCCGUUUUCGUUUAUUGUCGUAGAAUAGUAAACUAGGAUGUAACUGUACGGCGUCCCAAAGAGCUCGUCUAGUUUUUCUUAAUACUUUUUGAUGUUAACAAAAAGAGAAAAGAGGUCAAGUAUGAUUCAUGAAUGUUUGCAAAAGAGGAUCCUUCCUUGUAUGUAAUUAGUAUUGAGCAAUGUAUUUAGCUGCCCAGAACCUUUGCAUUUGAUAUAUGCUGUAAAAAAAUUACAGACGACCAGUUUAGUAGGUGGUAAUAAACGAUGGUAGUGAGAAUGAAAAAUCAGUGUAAUUUUGAUUGAAAAAUCUCUUUGGUAUCUUGAUGGCCAUGCUUGUUCAACUUCAA